AUGGGCCCAUACCAGACGAGUACACACUCUGGAGGCCGAGCGAAGAAGAUGGAGUCCAAUGCCAUGGUUGAGCCUAAGGAGACCGGUGGUGGUAUCCUGGCAGACGAGAUGGGGAUGGGAAAGACUCUCUCUGUACUAGCACUUGUACUACGGACGCUAAACACUGCGCACGAUUGGGCUAUCCGCAUCGAUGAUCUGAACGAUGCGACUUCGGAAAUACCAAAGAAGAGACGCCGCUCUGGAGCGACCCUGAUCGUUGCAUCAUCAGACCUCAUGAUCAAUGAAUGGUUUCAGGAACUAGAUAAGCAUUUUGAAGAGCCUACUCGUAAAGCCUUGAAAGCGAUCAAGUAUCAUGGCCCUCAUCGACACGUUUCCCUGGAGAGGCUCAUGGAGGCAGACCUUGUCAUCACUACCUAUCAUACACUCGCGUCAGAUUUUGCCAGGACCAAGCACGAGUUGAGGCAUAUUGAAUGGUAUCGUCUUGUCAUUGAUGAAGCCCACAUUAUACGACGGCAAUCCACCAUCUUGUACCGGACUGUAGCUGACAUCGCGGCCCGAUCGAGGUGGUGUCUGACUGGCACGCCUAUACAAAAUCGCCUGGAGGACAUUGGCUCCUUGUUCGCCUUCUUGAGGGUCACUCCGUUUCACAGCUUGUCGAACUUCCGAAAGACUAUUGCUAUACCUUUUGAUGAGGGCGGUAAGAGACGUACUAUUGCGAUUGAGCGCUUCACUCGUCUUCUGGACUCCAUGUGCUUACGCAGAACCAAAGAUGUCCUGCACUUGCCUGCUGAGCAGCAUCGAGUGAGAGAGGUACCGUUCUCAUCAGAAGAGCGAUUGCAAUACGAGCAGACCAAAGAGAUCAUGUUCCGAGCUGUCCGCAACCAGAAUGGCACGUUCGAUCAAAAGAGUACGCUGGGCAUGUUCCAGGUACAGCUUCAACUACGGAUUCUCUGCAACCAUGGUACUUGGCAGCAACCCUUCUCGUGGAAUCGCCGCAAACUGCAUUUACUGGAUGAGAGGGAGGCCAUGGAGAUCUCCCUGGGGCGAGACGGCGAGAUCACGUGCUCACCCCUGUGGAAUAUGUCCACCGAAGCACAUCAUUUCAUGGACGCAUCACAUGAAGAUACCUACUUUCGAGCGAAUGGACGGUCUUCGAAGAUGGAAGUCUUGAUGAACGACGUUUCCGUCGAUAUAUGGACUACGAAAAGCAUUAUAUUCACUUGUUGGACGCGCACCUUGAACUUGCUAGAGAGCUAUCUCCGUUACAUGUCAAAUAACACGUGGACCCAUGAGCGUAUCGACGGCGAAUGCUCAACGACCAAACGCGAACGUAUCUUGCAUCAAUUCACGGAGGACCCCAAUCUGCGAGUACUGAUCAUGACCACCGGCACCGGCGCGGUAGGGCUCAAUCUCGCGACCGCCAACCGCGUUUUCAUCGUCGAGCCCCAAUGGAAUCCUUCAGUCGAAAACCAAGCUGUCGCACGAGCCCUGCGUCUUGGACAAAAGCAAGCAGUGUUGGUCACGCGUUACGUUGUGGAACAGACGGUAGAGCAGCAGGACAUGCGCGCAUUGCAGGACACCAAAUUGGAAAGAGCCAAUCUCAUUCAAAGUGGCUGA
Alternaria metachromatica is the source of this 1617-nucleotide messenger RNA. RefSeq lists its product as uncharacterized. Gene Ontology annotation, molecular function: ATP binding; ATP-dependent chromatin remodeler activity. Lineage: Eukaryota; Fungi; Ascomycota; Dothideomycetes; Pleosporales; Pleosporaceae. Bases 1 to 1617 code for a protein of 538 amino acids. The record is from RefSeq and is a predicted model, not a curated record. The transcript is spliced from 9 exons.